Messenger RNA from Verticillium nonalfalfae, 981 nucleotides. RefSeq lists its product as uncharacterized. The record is from RefSeq and is a predicted model, not a curated record. The transcript has a single exon. Lineage: Eukaryota; Fungi; Ascomycota; Sordariomycetes; Glomerellales; Plectosphaerellaceae. Bases 1 to 981 code for a protein of 326 amino acids.
AUGUCUGCUUCCAUUCUUUUCACUGCCGCCCUGCUCGGCGUGGCCCAGGCCUACACCGUCAUCAGCGCCCCCGGCCCCUUUAUGCUCAAGAACAUCGACCCCAUAGUCUUCCCUGGCCAGUAUGACAAGUCUCAUCUGCACUCCUUCUUCGGCUCCGACGCCGUCACGGUCAGCACGAAGACCAGCGCCGAACUUCAGAAGGGCUGCACCAACCUCGAGAACCCCAACGAUCUGUCCGUCUACUGGAUUCCCACGCCUCUCUUCACCAAGGAUGGCGGCAAGACGUACGAGCCCAUUCCUGUCGCCCGCUUCAGCGCCUACUACAACCUCGGCGAGGCGCCCGCGGAGGUGGCCAUCCCACAGAAUCUGAAAAUGGUCGCCGGCGACGCCCAGGCCAAGACCAAGGCCCAGGUGCCCGCCGACUCCAAGGCCGAGUGGUUCUGCGAGGGCGGCGGUGGCGGUGCCCUUGACGCCAACGGCUUCCCCAGCGCGACCUGCGGCACUCACCUCCAACAGCUCCUCUACUUCCCGAGCUGUGUCAACGAGGCGACUCUCGAGACGGCCUACAAGUCCCGCACUCACGGCACCCCGAACUGGUGCCCCAAGGGCAUGAAGUCAAUGCCCCAGCUUCGCUUCAGCAUCCGCUACAACCUCCGCAAGGUCCUCCCCAACGGCUGGUCCGGCGCCGCCGCCCCCUUCAAGCUCUCCUGCGGCCCCGCCUGGUGCUCCCACGGCGACUUCAUCAACGGCUGGACCGAGGACUCGGCCCGCGCCAUGGUCCCCACCACCUCCUCCAAGCGCGACUUCUUCGGCGUCAACGGCUCCCGCGGCGCCUACAAGGCCGGCGCCCAAUGCAAGGCCACCGACGCCGACCCAACACGCGGCACCAGCGACUACGCCAAGAGCGUGGUCGUCAUGGGCAAGCGCAGCGUCGAUUCGGCCGGCUGGCAGUCGCGGUCCCGCCUCGUGCGGUCCGAGUAA